CCUUGGCAAAUCCGAUCCACCUCUCUUCCACUACGCUGCUGCUCCCAUCCCGACCGGCCAGCGAGCGAGGUGCGCGGAUGGAGGCGGGGAGGGAGAGCUCCAAGGCCAAGCGCGCGCGCGCCGCCAUGAGCAACGAGGAUGACACGACGAGCCAGGGGAGCGCAGGAGGUGGCGCGGCAGCGUCCGCCGGUGCCGUGACCGCGGUCGCCGCGGAAACCGAAGGGGACGAGAUGGCCGUGGUGGCGGCGGCGGAGCAGGAGCAGGAGCAGAUGGUGUCGGCGGAGACGGAGGAGCACAUCCAGCGCAUCCUCCUCGCCAUCGACAACUACACCCGCCAGGUGUCUGACAUGCUGGAUGCCGGGCGCGCGCUGUUCAAGGAUCUCGCCGCAGACUUCGAGGAUCGCCUCUGCUCGAUCCACAAGGAGAAGGUGGAGCGGUGGGAGGAGGAGAUCAGGGAGCUGCGCGCCAGCGACGCUGCCAACGAGCAGGCCCGCGCCCUCCUCCACAACGCCCAGCUGCACCUCCUCCACACCGUCCGCGACUAGCCAAUCGUUCAAUGACCAGAGGUCUCCAUCGCUUCCGUGUGUAGGUUUCGAUUCAUGCCACUCCACCCCCAGUAGCAGCAACUUACUCACUGCCUCCGUUCUACCACGUCUCUGAACAACUUACCUGCAAAUCAGUGUUACCUGUCUGUGUCUAGAAUGAUAAUUGUGUAUGCAUGUAUGGAUCAGGCAAACAAUGAGUUAUGAACUGCACAUCUGAAUUC
Sorghum bicolor (sorghum) is the source of this 766-nucleotide messenger RNA. RefSeq lists its product as uncharacterized. NCBI's taxonomy places the organism in Eukaryota, Viridiplantae, Streptophyta, Magnoliopsida, Poales, Poaceae. The record is from RefSeq and is a predicted model, not a curated record. Bases 78 to 545 code for a protein of 155 amino acids. The transcript has 4 exons.